Anthostomella pinea is the source of this 1314-nucleotide messenger RNA. The record is from the annotation of a GenBank genome assembly. Lineage: Eukaryota; Fungi; Ascomycota; Sordariomycetes; Xylariales; Xylariaceae.
AUGUCCGACAUGAAUAAGAAGCGCAAGUUGGAGAAUGCGCAGCAUCCCUCAUUCGGUAUGCCCGAGCCGAAGCAUAUCAAAAAAGAGGCCACCGGCCGUGGCAAGCCUUCCGAAGUGAUCGUCAUCGACGAUGACGACGACUCCGAGACGAAGCCGAUGCUUCAUAACAACCAAGACGUCAAGAACUUGAAGACCACAGUUCGACGGCAGGAAGACUCCAUCCGCGAUGUACGCAACACCAGCGAGAACCUGAGGGACCAAAUCACGGAAUGGUCUUUACGCGCUCAGCAGCUUGAAUCUUCUAACACAGCACUCAACGUCAAGGAACACGAGAGCCUUGCUAAGCGACUGGAGGCCGUGGAGGAGCAGAUCAACAAGAGAGACUUCCUUAGCGAUGUGUUCGAUAAGGACGCUAUCGGCAUGGGCCGUCAGGAUUAUCACGACCCUCGAGGCCGAUUCCAAGGCCUCGAAAGCAGCGCAUCUGAAGACAAGAAACCUGCUGUCUCUAGUGCCGCUGACAUGAAGUCUGGCAUCACCAGUUCGGGGCUACCAAUGGCCAUCCAACCAUCGAUCACACAGCUCGGUCUGGCGGAGGAGCAUUACAAGUCGAUGCCUACACUUACCAAUUGCGGCCUGGAAAAAAUCCUCAACAAAGUUGACUUCUUCAACACCGACCAUCUGCGAGCCCUCAUGGAGCUCGAUAAGCGCGAGGAGCUUCGUGACUCCAUCCUAAUGUGCGACAACCACACAUUCCCGAAAUUUCGAGUUAACUACAUCCUCAAGGGCGCUAAGCUCGAGGAAAGAGGCUUGGGUAAGCUGAGAGUGCUGGAGCUCGCCAUCAUUCAGUUCCCGGGCGACCCGGAAGACCAAUUUGCGAUGAAGAAGCCGGUUCCGCCGCCCAGGUACGUGUACGACCUAGGCCAGCUGUUCCUGCGACGCAAAGGCCUGGACCGAUUCGAUAUCCACGGGACAAUGUUUAACAUCGUGAUCGACAUCGCCAAGCCGCAGAAGCCGAUCUGGCUGGUGAUGAGACCCGAGUACACACCAGGGUCCCAAGUCAGAAAGGACAGGGAAAGCACUUACCCCUUCCAAACCCACACGCAUUUCAUGAACGGGGUUGCCUUGGCCCGACUCACCGCGAACACAUCUGAUCUGAGCCUUACGCAAGCCCCUUUCUCGUUUGGAUCGGAAAGCGCAUUCUACCAGGCGCAGCAUUCGGUGACGAAUACGUCGUAUAAAGGCCAGCUCCGUUUCCGGACUCCUGUUUACGAUGAGAUGAUGCAGGUGAUUGCGACUGGCUGGUCCAAGAAGUAG